AUGUGCCAAAGCCUCUCCCCUUCUCUCGCCAUCCUCUGCUCCAAAACGGGCCUGCUUUUCGUGCCCGGCGCCAUCGACAGACGCACCGUGGAGCUCCGGCUACAGGAAAACUUCAUUACAGCUGUCCGGAGGAAGGACUUUGCCAACAUGACGGGGCUGCUGCACCUGACUCUGUCCCGGAACACCAUCAGUCAGAUCCUGCCCGCGGCCUUCAGUGACCUGCGCCGCCUCCGAGCCCUGCACCUCGACUCCAACAGAUUAACUGUGAUCAAGGAUGACCAUUUCAAAGGCCUCACCAACCUGCGUCAUCUCAUCCUGGCCAACAACCAGCUCCACUCCAUAUCACCCCAUGCCUUCGAUGACUUCCUGGGCACGCUGGAGGACCUGGACCUCAGCUACAACAACCUGAUGGAGGUUCCCUGGGAAACCAUCGGACGCCUCACCAACGUCAACACUUUGAAUAUGGACCAUAACCUCAUAGAGAAUGUGCCUCAAGGAGUUUUCACCAACCUCCACAAACUGGCCAGGCUUGACAUGACGUCUAACAAGCUAAAGAAAAUCCCCCCGGAUCCAUUGUUCCUGCGAAUCCCGGUUUACGCCAAGUCCAGAGGCUCACCCCUGUCCUCGCUGGUGCUGAGUUUUGGUGGGAACCCUCUUCACUGUAACUGUGAGCUGCUGUGGCUGAGGAGGCUGACCCGCGAGGACGACCUGGAGACGUGCGCAUCUCCGCCCGAUCUGAGCGCCAAGUACUUCUGGACCAUUCCUGAAGAGGAAUUCAUCUGUGAUCCCCCAGUCCUGACCCGUAAGUCUCCUCAAACCAUGGCGAUGGAAGGCCAGCACGCCAGCCUCAAGUGCAAAGCCAACGGAGACCCAGAGCCAGAGGUGCACUGGAUCAGCCCCGAAGGCAGACUCAUAUCCAACACCUCCAGAACCAUGGUCUACCCAAACGGAAGCCUGGAAAUCAAUGGCACCACCGCAAAGGAUGCUGGGAACUUCACCUGCAUAGCCUCCAAUGCCGCGGGCGAGUCGACGGGCCGGGUGGAGCUGGUGGUGACCGCGGUGCCCCAUCUGGCCAACAGCACCAGCCGAAGUCGGGACCCUUCCUCCGCGGAUCAGGCCCCCUCCGACAUCCUCACCUCGUCGAAGGCCGCGUCGCCUAGCAACGAGACCAGGGGGGCGGAUAAGAGAGUGACAUUGGUGGAGCUGACGGGAAACUCCGCCCUGAUCAGGUGGAGCAGCCAGACGCCCAUAACGGGAGUGAGGAUGUUCCAGGUCCAGUACAACAGCUCCGGAGACGACACCUUGGUCUACAGGUCUGUACCCGGGGUUUUCUAUCACGCUUUUUGGCUUUAA
Molecule: messenger RNA, 1353 nt
Organism: Knipowitschia caucasica
Lineage: Eukaryota; Metazoa; Chordata; Actinopteri; Gobiiformes; Gobiidae
Source: the annotation of a GenBank genome assembly